GAGCGCUAGAGGAUGAACUUGCGGUCUCUGGGGACCUGUGAGCGGUAAUACUAGCAUGAUGUUUGACGUACAGGGGAUGAGGUGCUGCCAUUGGAGAUGGAAGCCAAGCGUCCUUCUGCUUCUGUUUGCUUUAUGUAUUAUGUGUAUUCCUCCCUCAGUAUGGGGAUGUGGCAACUGCAGGAUGGUCCUAUCCAAGCCUUCUGGGACCUUUACUUCUCCAUGCUACCCUAACGACUAUCCUAACACACAGUCUUGCUCGUGGAUCAUCCGAGCUCCUACCGGCUACAUCAUUCAGAUAACGUUUAAUGACUUUGACAUUGAGGAAGCUCCCAGUUGCAUCUAUGACUCAUUGUCCCUUGGUAAAGGAGACAACUCGACAAAAUUUUGUGGAGCAACUGCCAAAGGCCUGUCAUUUAACUCAAGUGUGAAUGAGAUGUAUGUGUCUUUCUCAAGUGAUUUUAGUAUCCAGAAGAAAGGUUUCAAUGCCAGCUACAUCAGAGUUGCUGUGUCCUUACGGAAUCAAAAGGUCAUUUUACCUCAGGCAUUAGAUGCUUACCAGGUAUCAGUUGCAAAAAGUGUCUCCAUUCCUGAGCUCAGUGCAUUCACACUCUGCUUCGAAGGCUCCAAAGUUGUCAGUGAAGACGAUGACUGGAUAGCUUUUUCCUACUCAGAUGAGUCCCUCACACACUGGCUCAGUUUUGAAAAGGCCAACAAUGGCUACUUCCUGUCCAUUUCUGGCUCAAGAUGCUUGUUGAGCAGUGCAUUACCUGUGAAGGAAAAAGAAGACAUCUUCGCAGAAAACCUUGAGCAGCUCUGUCUGGUGUGGAGUAAUAUUCUGGGCUCUGUUGGUGUAAAUUUCAAAAAGAACUAUGAAAUAGUUCCAUGCGAUUCCACCAUCAGCACUGUCAUACCUGGGGAUGGGACUUUACUGUUGGGCUCUGACAGAGAUGAAAUCACCUCUCUAAAGGGCAGCAUCUAUAACUUUCGACUUUGGAAUUUUACGAUGGAUCUGAAAGCCCUCUCCAACCUCAGCUGUAGUAUGUCCGGGAAUGUGGUAGACUGGCACAAUGACUUUUGGAGCAUCCCAACCCAGGCUCUGAAAGCUGAGAACAACCUGAGCUGUGGUUCCUACCUGAUCCCAUUCCCUGCGGCAGAGCUGACUAACUGUUCAGAUCUGGGGACUCUCUGUCAAGAUGGAAUAAUGUAUAGAAUAUCUGUUGUGAUUUACAACAACCUUAACCACCCUGAAAUGAAAGUACAGAGCAAGGUGGCAGAAUGGCUCAAUUCAACUUUCCAGAAUUGGAACUAUACUGUUUAUGUGGUUAAUAUAAGUGUUCACCGGGGCAUGGGGGAGGACAGGAUUAAAGUCAAGAGAGACACUAUGGCUGAUGACAAAAGGUUGGUGCUGUGGGCCCUUCUAGUCUACAAUGACACCAAUAAUGUCAACCUGGAGGAAGAAAAGAUCGAACAGCAGCUUCUAACAAACAAUGCCUCGCUGGAGGAUGGCCUGAGCCUGUACAGAGUACAAGUGAAACCGCUGGGUAUGUGUAGUGCCUUGGUGGACCCUGAGGGCUUUAUCUGGCCAACCAGCUUACCUUCUGUCUACAAACAACCGUGUCCAAACAAGCCUGGCUUUUUUAUGACUCGGACAUGCCUUUCUAAUGCAACAUCAACCUUCUGGAGCCCCAUUGAUGCCACCAACUGUUCAAGACAAUCCAAUGAAGUGGCCAAUGAGAUAUUAAACUUAACUGGUGAUGGGCAGAACCUAACCUCAGCCAAUAUUAAUAGCAUUGUAGAACAGGUCAAAAGGAUUGUGAACAAAGAAGAAAAUAUUGAUAUAACACUUGGCUCAACUCUAAUGAAUAUAUUUUCUAAUAUUUUAAGCAGUUCAGAUAGUGAUUUGCUUGAAUCUUCUACUGAAGCUCUAAAAACAAUUGAUGAGCUAGCCUUCAAACUAGACCUGAAUAGCACCCCACACGUGAAUAUUGACACACAGAAUUUAGCUCUUGGAGUCUCAUCCCUGAUGCCAGGAGUGAAUGCACCUUCAAAUUUUAGCAUUGGCCUUCCAAGCAAUAAUGAAUCAUAUUUCCAGAUGGACUUUGAGAAUGGCCAGGCAGAUUCAUUGGCUUCUGUGAUUUUGCCUCCAAACCUGCUUGAGAAUCUAAGUCAAGAGGAUUCUGCGUUGGUCAGAAGAGCACAGUUCACUUUCUUCAACAAAACUGGACUUUUUCAGGAUGUUGGAUCUCAAGAAAAAAUCCUUGUGAGUUAUGUGAUGGCAUGCAGCAUUGGAAACAUUACUAUCCAGAAUCUAAAAGAGCCAGUUCAAAUAAGAAUUAAACACACCAAAACUCAGGAAGUACAUCGUCCUAUCUGUGCCUUCUGGGAUCUGAACAAAAACAAAAGUCUUGGAGGGUGGAGCACCUCCGGAUGUUCUGUGCGCUCCAACUCGGAGGCUGGGGAGACCAUCUGCCUGUGUAACCACCUCACUCACUUUGGAGUCCUGAUGGAUCUUCCAAGGAGUGCAUCACAAAUAGAUGGAAGAAACACAAAAGUCCUCACUUUCAUCACCUAUAUUGGGUGUGGGAUAUCUGCUAUUUUCUCAGCAGCAACUCUCCUGACAUACAUUGCUUUUGAGAAGCUGCGCAGGGAUUAUCCCUCCAAAAUUCUGAUGAACCUGAGUUCAGCCCUGCUCUUCCUGAAUCUCAUCUUUCUCCUGGAUGGCUGGAUCACUUCCUUCGGUGUGGCUGGACUCUGCACGGCUGUGGCUGCACUGCUGCACUUCUUCCUCCUGGCUACCUUCACCUGGAUGGGACUGGAAGCCAUCCACAUGUACAUAGCUCUUGUGAAAGUGUUUAACACCUACAUCCACCGCUACAUUCUAAAAUUCUGCAUCAUUGGCUGGGGUCUGCCAGCCUUGGUGGUGUCAGUUAUUCUGGUGAGCAGAAAACAAAAUGAGGUAUAUGGAAAAGAAAGUUAUGGGAAGGAGCAGGAUGAUGAAUUCUGCUGGAUUCAGGAUCCUGUGGUAUUUUAUGUGAGCUGUGCUGGGUACUUUGGAAUCAUGUUCUUCCUGAAUGUUGCCAUGUUCGUUGUGGUCAUGGUACAGAUCUGUGGGAGGAAUGGAAAGAGAAGCAACCGCACCCUGAGAGAAGAGGUUUUAAGGAACCUUCGAAGUGUGGUCAGCCUAACCUUCCUGCUGGGCAUGACAUGGGGUUUUGCUUUUUUUGCCUGGGGACCCUUAAAUAUCCCUUUCAUGUACCUCUUCUCUAUCUUCAAUUCAUUACAAGGUUUAUUUAUAUUCAUCUUCCACUGUGCAAUGAAAGAGAAUGUUCAGAAACAGUGGAGGCGUCAUCUCUGCUGUGGCAGAUUUCGGCUAGCAGACAACUCAGAUUGGAGUAAGACAGCUACCAAUAUCAUCAAGAAGAGCUCUGAUAACCUGGGGAAAUCAUUGUCUUCAAGUUCCAUUGGCUCCAAUUCAACAUAUCUCACGUCCAAAUCAAAAUCCAGCUCCACCACCUAUUUCAAAAGAAACAGCCACUCAGACAGCACUUCCAUGGACAAGUCCUUGUCAAAACUGACCCAUGCUGGUGGAGAACAGACAUCAAUCAUCCCCGUCCACCAGGUUAUUGAUAAGGUCAAGGGUUACUGUAAUGCUCAUUCAGAUAACUUCUAUAAAAAUAUUAUCCUGUCAGAUACUUUCAGCCACAGCACAAAGUUUUAAUGUCACCAAUAUGAGGAAAAAAAAAUAAAAAGGAAGCUCGUCUAGAGAACUGUGAAGAACUACAAGCAGCAAAAGCUAUGAACAGCUAAAGUCGGUGUGUUGUUCCCUAGGUAGCUGCAGAGCUUUGAGAACUGCCUCUUGUUAGGGAAGCUGCUGUGGGAUGCAGAAUUCUUCUUUUUGGAAUAUUUCUUCUGUGGAUGAGCUUCUGACAUCACACUUCAGAACUGAGAGCACGCUGAGCACUUCUAAGAGAUACGACUGUUUAGAAUGUAAUUGAAUCAAACUCAACAGAAUGAGGGGAAAGGCAUCAUGGAAGAAAAAAAAACCCAAGAACAAAUUCUACUUUAGAUCUCAUUUACCACACCUCAUAGUUAGGCUUGGAUGUGGCCUGACUCUUACAAAGAUGAUGUAGAAAACAGUAAUUGAUGUUUGUAGUGAUUGUGGAUGCUCACAGGUUUUGUUCCAAUGCUAUUUCUAUGAAUAUAGCAGCAUCUUUUUCUUUUUCAGUGAAAUUUCAACCAUAAGUAGAAAAGAAUGUUUAAUAUUUGACACACGUAUUAAACAUAUUUAACAUUCAUAAAAAUUGCAAGAAAGUAUUUGAAAAAUUUGAUCUGGCUAAUGUUGUGUAAGUUUUUAAUAUCUCAAGACAUACAACUGAAACAUCACCAUUGUCCCAUGCAUGUAAAAUCCAGUUGAAUAUGGACACUGAAUUAAAGUGGGCCUCCUGAGAUUUAAAAACAAGCAUCUCCUCCAUCUUCCUUCACUGGGAAAUCGGACCACAGGCUCAUUAGAGGAAUGAGAAUUUCACUGAAUGCACACUGUAUGUAAUGGCCUCUCACUGUUUAGAGGACACACUUUUGAGACUAAGUAGUCCUAUUCUUCCUUUAAUUAUUUUUAAGAUAUUUCAAAUCACAUAAACUUCAGAGAUCUCUGAGUCCUCCAAGUGAUAUUUUGUUCCAAGAGACAUACACUGAAACACACAGCUGUCUUGGUUAAUCACAAUAAUUUAUAAACAUAUAGGUCUACAACUGCUAGUCUAAAAACUAUUUGCACUGAGCCCUCCAUUCAGAGUGUGUAAGAGCCUAAGGAGGGCUGGCGAAAUAUACUACUUUAUAGUAUAAUAUUUAUGAACCAGACUGCAGCAUGCAAGUUAUGCAUAACACUAAGCAGCUUAUACUAUCCUAAACAAAGUGUGCUUUAAUGAGGCUAUCCUAUCCACAGGCCUCAGUGUAUGGUGGCUUUAGCCUUGCUAAAGAACCCUUUAGGGUUCUCUGGGAAGUUUCAGAUUUGGCAAGAUAGCAGCACAGUGAUGACAAAAGGCAAAGUCAGUCUGUACAGAAAGGAGGUCAUUCCUGGCUACAAGAUCCUGUAGGCUUCGCAACAACUAAAGGCCCUCUCAUUUCUCUAGUGUCAACCAUGGAGUUAUUUGCCAAGCUGCAAAGGAUGCUGGACUGUGGCAGUGGGUUGUUAUUGCCAUUCCGUUUUGUGGUGGCCUGGACUGCCGUCUUGGUGCACCUGAACUUUGCUAGGCCUGGUUUUCACAGAGGCGGCGGCCAUGUAGAAGAAAGGGAUAGUGAAUAUUAAGGUGACUAAGCGUCACCUCAGUAGAGCCAGUCUUUUUCUUUGGGCUUAUAUUAGCAGGCUGCUCAUUGUACCAGAGGACGCAUAGAGGAAAAUUUAAUUUCAAAUAGUCACUGUAUAUUCACAUACUUCCCCCAAACUUAGGUGUUCCCGAUAGAUCCUAAUUAGCUUUCUACUGUGAGAUUUAUGCACAAAGUGAAUAUUUAGUUAAUAGAGUUUAUGACUUAGCUUCAGAAUAGGCUUUCCUUUUUAUUUCUUCUUACAAGCAUUCAGAGCUAAUAAAACCUUUAUUUUUUCUCACCUGGGAAUAAUGUUGGCUCCACUUUAAAAUCUUCAAUAACCAAGUAAGAAAAAGAAAAUGAAGAAACAAUAGCCUAGAAAUAUUUGCAAGUGGAUUUAAAAGACUGAUCCAAAUUCUACCUUCAGCUCCAAAUAUGUGGCUCUCGUUUCCAUUUUUGGCUCCUCAGAAGAAUGAGGCAGAAUUCCACUGGAGAGCCAAAGUUCCACCUACACCAACUAUGAAACAAUCCCAAUCCAGAGUCUGCAUAAUUACUCAUCACUCUCUCUUUUCACUGUGUUGUUAAGAGUUUUAGUUUAGAGUCUGAGAUAAUCUCCAUUCUUGUCACUAUUUCUUACCAUGUAAAGAUAUUGGCAAUGUCUCUUCUGUACAUAUUUAUUUAUUUGUGUUCAUGUCAGUUUGUUUCAAAUCUUAGUUUUCUACCACCUAGCUUUACUGUUUUAGCUAAUCUUCUACUAGAGAGACUAUUUUUUUUUCAAAAAAGUUGUGAAAUAGUUUUCUGUAGCAAUAUCUUUAAAUAUGAUGGAUAAGAGUAACUGUGAGGGCAAACCAGAGUUGGUAGUGAAAAACUACUAAAGCUGAUUUGCCAUUUUACUGAAAUGGAAAAUGAUUUUUCAAAUAAAUACUUAUAUUGUUCAUGUUCCAAAUUAUUCAGUUCCUUUAUGAGGGAAUGUUUCUAUUUCUGACUCUUAAAUAGGAAGGAAAAAAAUUAUUUGACAGCUGGAAAAUAAGCCUGCCACCAAUAAAGGCAAUGACAUGGGGUGAUUUUGCCAAAACACUAGGAAUGAAUAUAUGACAGAGGUCCAGGUCCUGGGAUUAAUGAACUCUGACGUUAGAAUUUCUUAGAAUAGCUAAUGGAUGCAAAGCUGGGUUGUUUUUGUGUGUCAGCUUCAACAUAACUUAGGCUUUAGGCUUUUUACUUUGUUUUGAAGCAAAGUCUAAAUCAUCCCCAAACAAAAAACAAAAAUGAAAAUAAAUAAAGAAACAUAGUAGUGUUAUUUGAAAUCUGGGCCCGGGGUAUCUUUCUCACAUUUAAAGUGGCCAUUUUCAUUUGGAGGCUUGGAAAGCGACCAGUCUUGUUAACUCUACUUGCAUGGUCAGAACAGAGGUGCCUUGCUCCCCUUUUUCCUCUGGUAACCUAGAAUCGUUUCUUUCUGCAGAGCCAAGGCCAGUUUGGCUCAAGGUUUUCCUCAGCAUAGUGUAUGCCCAGCACUAAGCUGCGAGCCUCUUUUGGCAGGUCACUGCAAAAGCCCAUCUCCUGAGCCAAAGUUCACAACUCCCGGCCAAGUCAUGUUAAGAAAACGGUUGUUGCUCAAGGGCCAUCUGCAAACCUGGGUGAUCAGGUCACAUCUGAAAGCAUGGGCGAGCAGCAAUGGAGCUAACAGGAAACUCUUGUUCCAUUUCUCCGCCACUCCAUGUUUAUUGCAGUUUUGAAGUUUGUAUGGGUUUGGCUUUGUAAAUUCAGUGCCUUGGUUGGUCAGGCUUCGGACUUUGCAUUUAAAUUAUGUGCCUCUGUUUUAUAUCUGAAGCUAAGCUCAUCUUCAUUCCUUAUGAAUACCCCAGUACUUCUCACUUCUUUUUCAUUCCACCUCUCUCUCUUCUUCACUUCAAAGGAAAAAAUGAUUUGUGUUAGACUUUUCUUUUUCUGCCUCCCUCAA
Psammomys obesus (fat sand rat) is the source of this 7255-nucleotide messenger RNA. RefSeq names its product adhesion G protein-coupled receptor G6 (gene Adgrg6). NCBI's taxonomy places the organism in Eukaryota, Metazoa, Chordata, Mammalia, Rodentia, Muridae. Bases 56 to 3718 code for a protein of 1220 amino acids. Gene Ontology annotation, cellular component: membrane. The record is from RefSeq and is a predicted model, not a curated record. The transcript is spliced from 24 exons. Gene Ontology annotation, molecular function: G protein-coupled receptor activity; laminin binding. Gene Ontology annotation, biological process: adenylate cyclase-activating G protein-coupled receptor signaling pathway; heart trabecula formation; cell surface receptor signaling pathway.